AUGUUCGGCUCCAACGAGAACGACACGCAGGAGCGACUGUUGCGCGCGCCGUUGAACCCGCAGCAGGCGGCAGUGGGCAAUGCCGGCAACCCCGGCAGCAUCCGUCAGCAGGAGAUUGGCAACGUCAGCGGCUUCACGUCGCUCUCAAAUCUGUCGACACCUGCUACAUACUGGCAAAAGAUGAAGAUGAUGGAGGCUGCCACGCUCAUGCGCUACCUGCGCUAUGCCAACGUAGUGCUGGCGGUUCUACAAGCGCUCGCAGGAUUCAUGGGGCUCUUCAACCUCGUAGUACUGGACAUCACGUGUUUCCUUAUCUCCGUCUACGCCAUCAUUUUUGCUUUACUGUUGCUUGCGUUCGAGUGUCGCUUCAAGCACAUGGAGCCUUGGAUCCGCCAGCAAUUUGGCUUCCUUUUCACAUACCGUGGUCGGACUGCCUUCAUUUUUAUCGUGGGCUUCAUGGACUUCGGCAUGGAAGGCUCGCUGCCCUACUUUGUGGGCUUUCUAAUGUGCAGCAAUGCCAUUUUGAGUCUGCUCAUUAUGCUCUUCCACCCGCAGUUCCGUGAAGGAACGCUUGAUAUGGACAUGGACCCAACUGUUACGUACCGUCCUGCUGCCGAGGAGACGGAGACAUUGCUGCGUCAACAUGAAGGUAUCGCGGCUAAGGCUGGAGCAUUCGUGCUCCAUGAGGCCGAGGAACACCCGGAAUUCAUGGCUAAGAUGGCUCAGUCGUACGCAACCAAGCAUGGAUACGUUCCUCCAGCGCAGACGUAGGGAAACCUCUUUUUUUAAACUGACGGAUGAUCAUUCGCCGACAAGUUUGUGUGCCUCGCGUGGCUCCUUCUCUUUAUGUAUUUGUCUAUAGCCCAAUAACCACACUAAAAAUGUCAGCCACGCCAAGAUUGCCAUGCCAUU
Molecule: messenger RNA, 912 nt
Organism: Phytophthora infestans T30-4
Lineage: Eukaryota; Oomycota; Peronosporomycetes; Peronosporales; Peronosporaceae
Exons: 4
Coding region: 1-771 (256 amino acids)
Source: RefSeq, a predicted model, not a curated record